Molecule: messenger RNA, 2632 nt
Organism: Gracilinanus agilis (Agile Gracile Mouse Opossum)
Lineage: Eukaryota; Metazoa; Chordata; Mammalia; Didelphimorphia; Didelphidae
Gene: ANKZF1
Product: ankyrin repeat and zinc finger peptidyl tRNA hydrolase 1
Exons: 14
Coding region: 197-2383 (728 amino acids)
Molecular function (GO): protein binding
Source: RefSeq, a predicted model, not a curated record
GGUAUUUCUGGGAUCUGAGUGGGACUGAGGCGGCGUGGGCGCCUAGGGCCUAGCGCCCAGAGCCUCUCGUGGGCCGCGUCGACACUGUGCAGUCACCGCUGGGGCCCGUCGUCCUGGUAACGGGCAAGGGGCAAAGGGCCCAGUCGCGCCCAGGCCGUAGGUGGAAGUGGAAGCCGCUACGUCCGCUGCCGCCGCCAUGCCACCCGGCCCGGUUCGAGUCCCGCCUCCGGCCUCGGUGUCCGUAUUUGACCUCGGAGCGGGUGCCCGGCUCCUAGAGGGCCUUCGCCUUGUGGGCCAAGCGCGGGGUGCGGCCUUGGUCCCGGCGGGCCCAGAGUCAGAAAAAGAAACCAGCCUCAGGGAGCAGGUGCACAAGGGGCAAACCGAAGUGUCUGAGCGAAUGUUCUGCUCAGCUUGUGUCCAGUCUUUCCAGAGCCGCCAGGAUCAGAGGGAGCAUUACAGAUUGGACUGGCAUCGUUUCAAUCUGAAGCAGCGGCUGAAGGGUCAGCCUUCCCUAUCAGUCCAUGAAUUCGAGAAGCAGAGCUGUUCAGGAGACCUCUCCAGCAUCUCAGGUUCAGAUGAUUCCGACUCCAACUUGGAUUCAGACACAGAAAAUGUGGAGUCAGAGGACUUAGAUACAGUGAAUGAGGAAGGGGCAGAGCUAGGAAGACCAGACCCCCUCCAGGGCUUUCAUCCACACCGAGUCCUCUUCCAAAAUGCUCAGGGUCAAUUCCUCUCUGCCUUUCGAUGUCUCCUGGGACCUCGGCAGGAUCCCCCAGAGGAGGCAGAGUUGCUAUUGCAGGCCUUACAGGGUGGAGGUCCUCGGUGCUGUGUGGUACUCAUGGCAGCAGCUGGUCACUUUGCUGGUGCCAUCUUCAGAGGGAGAGACGUAGUGACACACAAAACAUUUCACCGUUACACUGUCCGGGCACGGCGGGGAACAGCCCAAGGACUUCAGGAUGCCCGAGCUGGAGGUUCUCGGUCUGCUGGAGCAAAUUUGAGGCGAUACAAUGAAGCUGCACUAUUCAAGGAGGUUCGAGAGCUGCUGGCAGGGCCAGGCUGGGCAGGGCCACUGGGGGAGGCAGGGACUAUACUGCUUCGAGCCCCCCGAUCUGGCCGGGCUCUCUUCUUCGGGGGCCGUGGAGCACCACUGCAGCGGGGGGAUCCCCGUCUCUGGCAUAUUCCCCUCGCUACCCGUAGACCUACCUUCCGAGAACUUCAGCGUGUGCUUCAGGCGCUGGCCAUGGUGCACAUUCAUGGAGAAGACCCAAGGGAAACGGCCAGAUUGGAUUCACCACAGACUGAUUGGAAAGUGACAAGUCAGAAAAAGACCAGCAUUCAGGAGAAGGGUCCAGGUGAUGAUGAGCUUACUAAAGUCUGUAAUGACUGCAAACUUAUGUUCACUAACAUGAACCACCAUUUUCCUUCAGGGUCUGAAGGCGAAUGCAGCUCCCCUGUGGAGCUAGAGCUGGUGGAAUUGACCCUGGGAACCCUGGAUCUUCGUGAGUUUGAAUUAUUGCCCAAACGGAGAAGAAGAAAAAGAAAGAAGAGCCAGGAGGUUGGGGCUGGAGUAGACAUGGCUUUACAAUCCCCCCAAGAAACUGUGUCCCUUCCACAGAUAGUCCAGGAAAACAUGGUGCCUCUGCAACCUUCCCUGGAGGAGGUUGGGAUCACAGGGCAGCAAGAGCUGUGGGAUACUCUCUGGACAGCCUGCCGGGCAGGGGACCUUGGAACCCUGAAGCACCAGCUGGAGGCUCUCCCCUCUGACACCAGAAUCUAUUCUCUUCUCAGUGCCCCAUUGGGCUCUGGUGGUUGGACCCUAUUACAUGCAGCAGCUGCAGCUGGCAGGAGCCUAGUAGUUCAACUACUGCUGGAGAGUGGUGCUGACCCCACCAUCAGGGAUUCCUGUGCCCGGCCCCCAUACACAGUUGCAGCUGACAAAAUGACACGGAAUGAAUUCCGCAAGUUCAUGGGGAAAAAUCCAGAUGCCCACGAUUACAGCAAGGCCCAAGUCCCAGGGCCCCUGACAGCAGAGAUGGAGGCACAGGGAGCUGCUCGGAGGCGGGAGCAGAAGGCAGUGAGGCGCCUCCGGGAGGAGCAACGACGAAAACAGCAGGAGCAUGAGAAGCAGGAGCAAGAGGAACAGCAGAGAUUUGCUGCUCUCAGUGACCGUGAGAAGAGAGCUUUGGCUGCUGAGAGAAGGCUGGCUGCCCAGAUGGAAACUCUGACCCCUCAAACUCCCAGCUCUGUUUUUCUUUUCUCCAGGCGCUGUUGGGUUUGUGGGGCAUCUCUUCUGGGGCUUGUCCCCUUUCACUACCUUGACUUCUCCUUUUGCUCUACACGGUGUCUACAGGAGCAUCGAAGGGGAAGAAGACCACUCUCUUGAUCUUUCAUUACCCCUGUCCAGGCCCAUGGUGGGGGGAAUGAAUGCUUCAGGCUGGCUUUAGGUCUCUUCCCCCAACUUCUAGUCCACCCUCACUCAUACCUCUGUUAUGGUACCAAAGGAUGCAAAAUUAGCCAGAGUGAUAGAGGCUUGGAAGAAUUACAGCAAAAAUAGGGGCAAUGACAUGUGUGGAGGGAGAAGGUACUGUGUCUCUGAAAUUUAAUGCAAUAAAAUUUGAUAAACACUUGUAAA